Molecule: messenger RNA, 2559 nt
Organism: Oncorhynchus masou masou (cherry salmon)
Lineage: Eukaryota; Metazoa; Chordata; Actinopteri; Salmoniformes; Salmonidae
Product: extracellular calcium-sensing receptor-like
Exons: 11
Coding region: 1-2538 (845 amino acids)
Biological process (GO): G protein-coupled receptor signaling pathway
Cellular component (GO): plasma membrane
Molecular function (GO): G protein-coupled receptor activity
Source: RefSeq, a predicted model, not a curated record
AUGUCCCCCUGGCUCACCUGGCUGACACAGGCCAUUCCCCUGCUACUGCCCUGGCUGGUGAGGGUUGGGGUAGCGAUGGCUCAGGCAACUGUGUGUUCACGGUGGGACCAUUCGGUCGGUCUGGAUGACCUUGGUCUAUCCCAGGAAGGUGAUGUGAUGAUCGGGGCUGUCUUCCCUGUCCAUAACCUCCCCCUUGUUCCAGACCUGAGCUUCAGCCAACAGCCUAACCUGCUGUCCUGUGUCAAUUUCCAGGAGGAACCAUUGAGAUGGGUGCACGCGCUGGUGUUUGCAGUGGAUGAGAUUAACCGUAACCCCUUCCUGCUGCCAGGAGUCCGGCUGGGCUACCGUGUCCUGGACAGCUGUGGUCAGCACCCCUGGAGCUUGCGAGGGGCACUGGCCUUGGUGUCAGGGGGGAGCCUUAGAUCGUUGCCAUCAAGCGUCUCCCACGUUCCUCUGGUCAUUGGUGAUGCAUCGUCCACUCAGGCCAUCAUCCUGGCCAGGACCCUGGGGCCCCUCUCUGUGCCUGUGAUCAGUUACCAGGCCAGCUGUGGCUGUCUCAGUGACAGACAGAAGUUCCCUAACUUCUUCAGGACCAUCCCCAGUGAUGUCUACCAGGCCCUUACCAUGGCCCGGCUCACCAGGCUCUUGGGAUGGACCUGGGUCGGGGCUAUCGCUGCAGACAACGACUACGGUCGGCAGGCCAUACAGGUGUUUGAGGCGGCGGUUAGGGGGACGGGGGUGUGCCUGGCGUUCUUUGAGACCCUCAACCGGGCGAACCUGGUGAGGGAUGUGGAGCGAGCAGCAGACACGGUCCAGGCCUCGACAGCGCGGGUCAUCCUAGUCUUCCUCUGGUACACUGACAUAGGGGCGUUACUCCUGGAGCUGGGGAGGAGAAAUGUGACGGACAGGCAGUUUCUGGCCAGUGAGGCAUGGAGCACCAGCGGACAACUGCUACGGAACCCCGCCCUCUUUAACGUCUCUCGGGGCGUAUUGGGUGUGGCUAUCCGUAGUGCACCUAUGCCUGGCUUUGAAGCCCACCUUCGAAGUCUCCACCCCUCUCGUCGCCCCGGAGACGUCCUGUUGAAGGAACUCUGGGAAACGGAGUUUGGUGGGGCAGAGACUCUGGAGGUGGUGCAGAGCCCUUUCACAGACACCUCUCAGCUGAGAGUAACCUAUAAUGUGUAUCUGGCUGUGUAUGCUGCAGCCCACGCCCUCCACAGCCUGCUGUCCUGCCCCCAGAGAGACAGCCCUUCCUGGGGUAACAGCUUCACCUGCUCCCCUCCUCACAAGAUCAGUCCAGCAGAGCUGUUGCAGCACCUGAAUCAGGUUAACUUCACCACUCCACUUGGGGAGCCGUUUUACUUCCGGGGCGCGGAUGUCCCUGCUGUCUACGACCUUGUGAACUGGCAGGCCACGCCCCAGGGGUUGCUCAAACUUGUCACGAUUGGCCGAGUAGAAGGGUCCAAUAUCCUCAUCGACCAAUCAGCCAUCCAGUGGAACGCAGGAUCUAAUAUGGUGCCUGUGUCAGUGUGCAGUGACAGCUGUCCCCCAGGCACCCGGGUAGCCAGGAGGAAGGGGGAGCCGGUCUGCUGCUUCGACUGCAUCUCCUGUGCUGAGGGAGAGGUCAGCAACACCACAGGCUCUCUACAAUGUGACCACUGUCCUCUGGAGUUCUGGUCCAACGGCAAUCGGACGGCCUGCAUCCCUCGUCAGCUCGAGUUCCUCUCCUUCAACGACACCAUGGGCGUCACUCUGACCACUGUUGCCGUGUGCGGCGCUGUGGCAACAGCGGCUGUGUUUAUGCUCUUUGUGUACCACCGCCACACCCCUCUGGUGCGGGCCAACAACUCAGAGCUGAGUUUCCUGCUUCUCCUGUCACUCAAGCUCUGCUUCCUGUGUUCGUUGGUGUUCAUUGGGCGUCCCUCGGUGUGGGCGUGUCAGAUCCGCCAGGCGGCGUUUGGGGUCAUCUUUGUGCUCUGUCUCUCCUGCCUCCUUGUCAAGACCAUCGUGGUUCUGGCUGCGUUCCGCUCAGCCAGGCCCGGUGCUGGGCAGCUGAUGAGGUGGUUUGGACCCGUGCAGCAGAGAGGGAGUGUCUUCCUCUUUACCAGUGUUCAGGUGAUCAUCUGCGCCGUGUGGUUGUCGAUAUGUCCUCCCCUGCCUUACCGUGACCUAGGCCUCAAGGGGUCUAAGGUCAUCCUGGAAUGUGAGAUGGGCUCUGUGGCCGGCUUCUCUCUGGUGCUGGGCUACAUAGGCUUGCUAGCCUCUCUCUGUCUCCUCUUAGCCUUUCUGGCCAGGAAACUCCCUGACAACUUCAAUGAGGCCAAGUUCAUCACCUUCAGCAUGCUGAUCUUCUGUGCUGUAUGGAUCUCCUUCGUCCCUGCCUACGUCAGCUCUCCUGGGAAGUACGCAGAUGCAGUGGAGAUAUUUGCCAUCUUAGCAUCCAGCUUUGGGCUGCUGUUCUGUCUGUUUGCUCCUAAGUGUUUCAUCAUCCUCCUGAGACCAGAGAGAAACACCAAGAAACACAUGAUGUCCAAAUAGAAACCACCAAGAAACACAUGA